Molecule: messenger RNA, 5098 nt
Organism: Macrosteles quadrilineatus (aster leafhopper)
Lineage: Eukaryota; Metazoa; Arthropoda; Insecta; Hemiptera; Cicadellidae
Product: ashwin-like
Exons: 4
Coding region: 147-860 (237 amino acids)
Biological process (GO): embryonic morphogenesis
Cellular component (GO): tRNA-splicing ligase complex
Source: RefSeq, a predicted model, not a curated record
AGGAAGGAUGAAAAUUGUCUACAGCUGCCGCUGUGUUGUGUUGUGUUGUUUGUUUGUUGACAAGACAAUGCUGCUGCUGGGUUGGAUUUUUGAUUUAGAAUCCGAAUCCCUGUAAAAGUGAGUUUUGUAAUUGUAACAUUUAAGCAAUGGAUAAACCUGAAAACAACACUAGAAAUGCGUCUCAAAGCGUGUUGAAAUUGAUUCAACCUGAACUUCUAUCAGUAGAAGAACUUGAAAAUAUCCUAAAAGAGAGAAGUGUUCCAUCUAGUAAGCUGCCUCAGUCAAAAGAUGAAUUAGUGUCCCUCUUCAAGACCGUUGCAUUUCCCCUCCCACAAAGAGAGUUUCGAGAGAAUUAUAGAGGCUUAAUGCAAUCAAGGAAGAAAGCUGAACGCAAAAGAAUUUGUUUAGCUUCAGUUAGCGAACAUAAAAGUUUCACCUUUGGAGUAAAUGAAGCUUCUAGUUCAACAAGACAUCCAAUAGAGCAAAAAAGUGAUAGACUCAAACCACCUCCUGAUUCAAUCAAUCACGAAAGGAAAAAGAUACGUUUGAGUAGCAAUAAUAGUACUGAUUUGGAUAAAAUUGUUAUCAAAAAACGCAAACCUUCAGAAAGAAGUGAUUCAGUUGAAGACAAACAAUAUUGUUUAACUAACCACCAGCCUGAAAAUGAGAGGCUGUCAUCCACCACUAGUGAAGAUAAAAGCAGUGAUAGUUGUAAUGGUAGUAAAAUAAGUAGGCCUAAAAAAAUAUCUCUAAAAAGGAACCACUUAGUUUCAACGUCAUCCAUCUCUUCAUGUGAAAGCACGCCUGAAAAAUCUCCAUCCGAACCAGACAAAAAACGGAAACUGAUUACUUGGCCCUAAACAGUUUUAUUUAAUUGCUGUGGUAUUUUAAUAACAGUAAGAUUUACUGUACCUAGCCUUUUUAUUUAAUUUUUUAAGAGUGUUCUAAAAGCUUUGUGUAAAAUUUAAAACUGAAUUUACUCUCAGAAUUGUAUAGGUAAAUUUAAAUGAUGAUAUCAAAGAAGUUGUUUUUUAGAGAGUGAUUAGAAGUUUGUGUGGAUUCCAUUAAAUUAAAUGUGUUUAUCUUUUGUUACAGAGAACUCAACACACCAUUAAAAUUCAUCCAUUCCUUAUCAACCUCUCACGUAAAUUGAUUUUAUCAGUAAUUCUUGUUCUUGUUCGCUUGAAAUUAUGUUAGCAAAACGAUUUUACAAAAGCAGGGGUUAUAAAUCUUGAAAUAGCGUAGUCCUAUAGCAGGUGUCUAACCCGUAGAGAUAACUUUCCCAAAGGCCCAGUCCUUACUAAAAGGAAGACCAGUGUGUCCAGAAAUAGGCUGGUCCUGAAGGUGACUGGGUGUUCUUUUCUGUAUAUACUUCUGAAAUGUUAAGUGAUUGUCAUAAACAGCUUGUCACAGACAGUUUCUAACACCCUCUGGUCCAAGAUGAAAGCAACUGAUGUAGUUUGUCCAAUUUUGUCUAAAUCAUCGGGUCUUUUUUUAUGUAGACGAGUGAGAAGAAACAAGAUGAUGAGUUAGGGUUUCUGUGUUAAAACUAAUCAAAUAUUUGCCGAUCUGUGGUUGUAGUGUACUACAGUAGAACCUCACUAACUUGACAGUCAACAGCUGACUAGGCGCAGGCAAAAAUAAGCAACUUUUCCACAAUAUUUUAGUUUUAAUUUAAAUUUAACAUUUAAUAUUUGACAUUUCUUUGAAGAUUGUUUACUCAAUAUAUGAAAAUACAUAUAAUACAAUAUGUAAAUAAUACAUUUAUAUGUAAAAAUUAGGCUGUUAUGAAUUUAUUACUUUACAACCCCCAAACUCGAAAACCUCAGAGUCCACAAAUAGUCGAGUUAGUCAAGUUUUACUUUAAUUUGCUUCUUGAUAUUUAUUUUCUUAUUGCGUCCCUAGAAAAAUAAUAGGUACCGUACCGUGUCAAAUUAAGAAUAAAAGGUGCCUACAUGGUUUUAAUUGUUACCGUAUUAAUUUAAGCUAUUUAUUUAUUAGCUGUUUCAACAAAGCUUCUAGAACACUAAAUGUAAUGAAUGUAUGUUUUAAUACAUUGAGGGAUUUUAAAUUUAUUACAGAUCAAUUUUGUAAACAUUGUUAACAUAGUGAUAAAUAUCAAUUUUGUUUAGUGGUUUUAUCCAUCUGUGUGCAGUACUUGUUAAGUUUAAGUGCAAACUGUGUGCCAAUAGAUGUAAGAUUAGCCUUUGAUUGAUCAUAGCAUGAAAAAGUCGAAUUACAUUUUUUACAUUUGUUUGAAUAAAAUACUUGAGCCAAAAUAUGGAUAUUUUCAAGAAAAUUUGACUAUAAAACAUAAAUUAAUAUUGCAUUAAUUAAUUGUAAAUGUGUUUUAAAGCAACUAGUCAUUAAUUUAAGUUUAAGAUUGUUAAAUUUUGAAGUCUUUAAGGAAUCCUCUAGGACAGAGGUUCCCAAACUUUUUGGUCUGGCAACCAACGUUUAUCUUUCACUUUUUUCAUGACCCUCCUAAAUAAUAAUAAAUAAUUUGAUAAUUAAUACGUACAACUAUCAUCUUAUACAUUAACUAGCAGUUACCCGGCACGCGUUGCUGCGCUUAACGACUAUUAUUUUUAAUGGUAAUUUGUUCUUUACGAUGAAUAAAAAAAGUGUACCUAUACCAAAAAUUAAAAUAUAAUAUUUUACUUAAUUGCCAUUGGAUAAAUGUUUUUUUUGUUUUUUCAUUAGGUGUAUAAAUAUAAACACUUUUAGGCGUACCUACCACCAGUGAGCACGCAACAUACAGCUGUUCGUGUGAAAAGCGUGCAUUUUCUAAAUUUAAACCGACGAUAUUCAGGUAUUGUCCUAGUGCCUUAUAAUGGUGAUUGUGAAAGCAAGACACAAAGGAAAUUGUAGUUGCUUAUAUUCUUCUUGUCCUUGAAAGAUGCUUAAUAAUGCCUGAAAGUAUCAUUACAAUCUGUCGAACGGUUUUGGAGUCCAUAACGUACAUACAUAGUUCCUCUUUUAUAGAUAUAGAUAUAUCGAAUAUGUUUUAGUACACCACUUGCGAACUCGCUUUUCUGGUGCUCUCAUGACUCAUGACUGGACAGUAAAAAUGGUAACUUACCCAGCUUUUGAUUCUGGCCGAAAAUAUGUUAAAUGUUUGAACACUUUCCGCGACCCAUCAAAAUAGAUAACACGACCAUAGUCAUGACCAAUAGUUUGGGAACUGCUGCUCUCGUAUUAGAAAAAUAUUACAAACCAUAUUUUAAACAGUAUUUUGCUUCAUGAAACCCAUUUUAGCUUGUAAUGCAUAUCGAUUUCAGACUAGGUUCAUGAAAACUUUAAUUUUCUCAUAGUUAGUCCCUUUGCCUUAAGAGGGUUCCACCCGUCGGCUGGGCUGGUUACUGCAUAAACAUGGUCCUACAAAAAAGAACCUCGAGGCAUUAUUAAAGUGUUUAUCGAGGUGAAAUAAACUGUAGAAUAUUCACAAAGAUCAAAACUAUGUAUUCGAUAAACUGAAACUUCGUUAUUGUUUUUCUGAGUAUUUACAAAAUAAUUUUUAAAAUCCGUAAAUUAGUAUUUUUUCACAUGUGAUUUUAACUUCUGAAUAAUAGUUAAAAAUAGUUAUUUGUGUAACCAAAGUCCCACUUUGCUGCACACGAGAGCAAAGCGCCGAGUGCGGAAUGAUCUUGAGUGCAGCAAAGGCCUUUUGCACUCGUGUUACACAUUAUAUUUUUCCUACAGUCACUAUAAAGCAUAUAAAUAAUUAGUUUUUCAAUCAUUAUAGUUGACGUUUUUAGGUUCAGCUGGCAACACAAAUAGGUGCCCUAGAGAAAGUAGUCCCCGGUCCGUAUCACUCCGCUAUUUUUUCCUCGGCAAGCAAUGUGCUCCGCGACUUGAGAAAAUAGUUCCGUAUAUUUUUGUAAUUUGCAGUGGUUUCUGCGCCUAAAAAAAUGCUUUAAAGUUAUUUUCUUGUUUAUUAAUAUCGUAGGAAUGUUUUAAAAAACGUCCAGAAAGUUCAGAAAUACCGAAAAGAGAACAUAAACUAUAAACACGAAAUGACAGGUUAAAUCGUAGUUAUAAUAGUCAAUCAGCUGCUCAUGGUAUUAUUUUCUUUAAGUGUUGCCAUCCUAUUUCCAAGCGUACACGGAUUACGUGCAUAAUAGAACCACGAUGUUUUGUGUUGUUUCGUUGGAAUCCUGAUGUGCGCCAAAGUAUAAACCGUACGAAAAACUAUAAACCUUACGAAAAAGUAUAAAUAUGCAGCAAUUAGCAGCUUUCUGUACUACAAACAGUACAAGGAAGCCAACUUUGUCGGGUGACUGUAGGAAAUAGUUAUUUGUGCAACUAGUGAGCAAAGGGAAAAUUGACUCACUCGAGAGAAAUACUUACUCACGAACCAUAGGCGAGUGAGGAAUGGUUUCUUGAGUGAGGCAAUUGCACUUUGCACUUGAGUUGCACAUUAUAUUUUUCCUACAGUUACCAUAAAACAAAUAAAUUGGUAAAGAAACGUGACAUAUUUUUACACAGAAGUGAACUUUUAAUAUAAAAUUUAAUGAUACAACAGUACAACAGCUGACCAGCUGAUUUACAGCCAGUGCUGCCAACGUAUUUCGCGCGCAUAUGACCUUGUAUGCAUGUUACGCGCUCACUAUUUCGUGCCUUCACGUUGCAAAUCUGGAGUGAGUGGAACUGUAGGAAAAAUAAUUUUUCCUCAUUCAUUGCAAGCAAGCUCUGAUAUGUCAAGAGCACACAAAAAAACACGCAAUCAUUGAAAAUAAUGUUGAAAGCUUUUACAAUAGAGGCUUGUAAUAUGUUCUAUCCCGAACUAUAUUACAAUCCAUAUAAUCCACCAUCUUGAAUUGAAAUUCAGUCUGCCAGGUAGAACCCACUUAAGAGAGGAAAAUACAAUGUUGAACAGUGUUAAGAUCACCCUGUGUUUAACAUGUGGGAUUGUAACAAAAGUCAUAAUGUUUGUCUUAAGUGUAAUAGUGUUGCAUGGUUAUUUUACUGACUCUUGUCAUAUUUUAAAAUAUUUAGUUAUUGCCAUUCAUAUGGUUAGUGGGUGAUGUCAGAUGUUUCUAUCAUUAUGAGCUUUUAUUUUUCUGAAAUAACCAAAUAUGAUGUUGGUGUUGUGUUA